AUGGCUAAACAACUUCAAUAUGAAUUACAAAAAUUGGAUUCAAUUUCAAUUAUGAUAAUUACUUCCAAAGAAAUUAUCUAUCAAGGCAAAACUCAAGAUCUUCAAAAACCUAUUACAAGUGCUAGCCUACAAGACAUGAUAGAAGUUUUUGGCUAUACCUGA
Dentiscutata erythropus is the source of this 162-nucleotide messenger RNA. Lineage: Eukaryota; Fungi; Glomeromycota; Glomeromycetes; Diversisporales; Gigasporaceae. The record is from the annotation of a GenBank genome assembly.